Puccinia triticina is the source of this 1434-nucleotide messenger RNA. RefSeq lists its product as uncharacterized. Gene Ontology annotation, biological process: maturation of SSU-rRNA. Gene Ontology annotation, cellular component: 90S preribosome; nucleus. The coding region runs from base 1 to 1434 and encodes 477 amino acids. The transcript has 5 exons. The record is from RefSeq and is a predicted model, not a curated record. NCBI's taxonomy places the organism in Eukaryota, Fungi, Basidiomycota, Pucciniomycetes, Pucciniales, Pucciniaceae.
AUGGGGAUGAGCCGCUGGCCAUCAAGUUGCAUGCGGCUGCGCCCCAGCAUGCAAUACACUCCCGACUCGAAUCGAAGAAAGUGCCCGAGGGCGAGUCAGCCAUCGAUCUAUCUAUCAAUGGAUUCAUCCACCCAGGAACGACCUUCCAAGCGGAAGAAAACAAUUACCAAAGAGACCACAUCGCCAUUGGAUCAGCAGCUGAUCCUUGCCCUUAGAGAUGUCACUCGUGCCGCAAAGAAAGCGAAAGCUUUCGAAAUCCAACAUAUGGUUAGGAAGCUUCGAUUAGCCAAAGAAGGUAAACCACUUUCCAAAAAACCGUCCACUGCGGUGGAUCCUAAAGAUUUGGAAGCCGACCUCAACAGCUUUAAGUCGAUUAAUGUUGAAAACCUAUCAAAGAAGAUUCUAUAUACGCGCCUCAAGCGACAAUCGUCCGAGCUGAUGACUCAUUCGACCUUCCAAGAUUUCCAAGACUUAAGCGGACCGAUCCAAUUUGAGCGAAUUGAGAACAAGAUCAGUAGCCAGAAAUCCUUAUCAGAAGUCAUCAAGCAAACUGUCACCAAGUUAUUACUUGCUCACCUCCGGCCAGAUCCUGUUGAAAAGAUUGACUCGAAAGCUAAGGAGUGCACAUCGAAAGCGAAAAACUCACAGCAACGAACAGCUGAUACUCGAGUCGGAUCAUCAGAUCAGUCGGGCUCUGAGGAUGAGGGCGAGCUCUUAGGCGACGCACUCGAUGAGGCAGUGGCACGAGAAUUGGCAGGCUUGGAAGCCGGGCCAACCAGCGAAGAAAUGAGUGAAUCGGAGGAAAGCCAAUUAAGCCGCACAGAUGACGAUGAUGAACACAGCGAUUCGCACUCGGACUGUUCUCGCGACAGUCAAACUCAAUCCGGCCAUUCAUCAUCAUCCACUUCUUUCCACCACCCAGCCCCGGCCAAAAAGCCCAAACUAGCAAAGCCUCCGGCUUCUAAAACGACCACCCGCCCAUCCUCUUCAACUUUCUUGCCCGCCUUAAACGUCGGUUAUACGCUUGGUGAUUCCGAUGCUUCUGAUCUCGACAUUGACGAUCAAGCGGUAGACAAAAUGGAGCAGGAACGCGGGCGUAAAAAUCGAAGAGGUCAACAGGCUCGUAGAGCCAUAUGGGAGAAAAAGUACGGCAAAUCAGCCAAACAUCUAGUGAAACUAAAACAGAAGAGCUCGACUCAUCCUGACAAACCAGCAAAGGCGGAGGAAAGACACCGAGGCAAAUCCAAACCAUCUCGUUCCAGUGGAACCGAUGUCAAGGUUAAGAGUGUGACCGGGUCGAACUCUGAACCACUUGCUACCCUCGUCAAGAAACCCGUCGAUCCUAAACUUCAUCCUUCUUGGAUCGCUAAACAGAAUCAAAUCAAAAACCUCAGUGUCGUUAAACCUGCCGGCAAAAAAAUCGUCUUCGAUUAA